This is a messenger RNA of Exserohilum turcica Et28A, 914 nucleotides long. RefSeq lists its product as uncharacterized. The record is from RefSeq and is a predicted model, not a curated record. The transcript is spliced from 6 exons. Gene Ontology annotation, molecular function: RNA binding; structural constituent of ribosome. Bases 44 to 691 code for a protein of 215 amino acids. Gene Ontology annotation, cellular component: cytosolic large ribosomal subunit; ribosome. NCBI's taxonomy places the organism in Eukaryota, Fungi, Ascomycota, Dothideomycetes, Pleosporales, Pleosporaceae. Gene Ontology annotation, biological process: translation.
CGAUAACUAACCACCAGGUCCGCCAUCGAGACAACCCGACACAAUGGCGAUCAAGCACAACCAGCAGAUCCAGAAGAACCAUUUCCACAAGGACUGGCAACGCUACGUCCGCGUGCACUUCGACCAGCCUGGCAAGAAGAAGUCCAGACGCAAUGCUCGUGUUGCCAAGGCUGCGAAGGUUGCCCCCAGGCCCGUUGACAAGCUGAGGCCUGUUGUCCGCUGCCCUACCAUCAAGUACAACCGCCGUGUCCGCCCCGGCCGUGGUUUCUCUCUUGCUGAGUUGAAGGCUGCCGGCAUCCCCCGCAAGUUCGCCCGCACCAUCGGUAUCUCUGUCGACCCCCGCCGCCAGAACCUCUCCGAGGAGGGUCUCAAGGCCAACGUCGAGCGCCUCCAGGAGUACAGGAAGCGCCUCAUCCUCUUCCCCCGCCGCAACGGCAAGACCAAGAGCGGUGACGCUUCCGCCGAGGAGGUCAAGGCUGCCAAGAGCGGCGAGAACCUCAUCAGCAGCACCGCUUCCAUUCUGCCCAUCAAGAACGUCCUCGAGUUCGAGGAGGGCCUCAUCAGCAACUACGAGGCCACCGAGAACGCCUACAGGACCCUCCGUAACGCCCGCUCCGAGGCCCGCCACGUCGGUGUCCGUGAGAAGCGUGCCAAGGCUAAGGCUGAGGAGGCCGAUGCCAAGAAGAAAUAAACGACUCGCUGAAGCGACUGUCUGGUUCUUUGCUAUGGCUUACGACACUAUAAAAGUCAGGGUUACGAUACGGCAACGGGUGUUCCCAGCGCGGGCAUUCCCAGCGUGGGCAUUCCCAGCAUGGGCGGCGUCAUGGUUAGGUCUGUCUAAAAUUGGCAGCAUGUGAAUGAUACCUAGUUUUCUCAAUGCAAGCCGUGCCUCAAUAUAUGAUGUUAGUUGGCCG